AUGUUUGGCGCUCGCGGCCUAUCAAGGGCUGCCGUCAAAGGCAAUAUAAGGAGCAUUCCCUCAGUGAAGCACAUCUCCCCAGCUCGAUCGUUAUCGUCCAUUGCCUCUCGUCCUGUUCUCGCUUCUAGCCCCGGAGCUCGACUACGCUUGAAGGCCAGUUCAUUUUUACCUCCGGCCUCUGUGUCUGGUCUUUCAUACGCCCGAUUCAAUUCAACGUCCUCCGCGGCCAGCGGGACACCGGAAGCUACUGAAAAUGUCCUUCCGGAGUUCGAAGACCUCAUCCCCAAAAUCGAAGACAUCCCCGAACGCAUUGGGUACUUGAAAGAACUCGGCCUCGACUUUGGCUGGGGCCCGUCAGCAUUUAUGGAAUGGACAAUCGAACAUCUUCACAUUCUCAGCGGUAUGCCCUGGUGGGCCAGUAUCGUCGUUGCCGGUGUAUUAACGCGGCUGGCUCUGUUCAAGCCGUCGCUCAUGGCAGCCGACAAUGCAGCCAAAACCGCGCCUGUCAGAGAUCAAAUGUUAAUCUUGAGGAAGCAAAGGCUCAACUUCAUGUCCCAAGGGAAGCAAUUGGAAGCGGCAAAGGCUAAAGUGGAGAUGGAUGAUCUUUACAAGAACAACGGCAUUGCCAUGUGGAAGAGCUUUAUGCCAUUGCUGCAAGUGCCUCUUGGAUUUGGAACUUUCCGUGUUGUGCGAGGAAUGAGUUUACUUCCGGUGCCGGCGCUUGCGACUGAAGAAUUUGCUUGGAUUCAUGAUCUUACGAGUUACGAUCCCUUAUACGUGAUGCCUGCGUUAACAACGGCAUUCAUGUAUAUGGCUCUUCGGAAAGGGACAUCUGGCGGAGCAAACGAUUUACAAGCGACUUCCCUCGGCAGGUCUUUCACCAUGGGACUGCCGGCUAUAUCGUUAUUGUUUAUAAUGUGGCAACCAGCUGCUUUGCAGUUGUAUUUUGCUACCAGCGGUUUCUUUGCGCUAGUCCAGGCGUAUCUGCUCAACACGCCUAGCACACGCUCAUGGCUUGGUGUAGCUCCGAUCAAGAAGGUACAGCCAACAGCAGAUGCUCUAGCUGCAUCAGGCAUCCGAAUGAUUAGCAAAGAAGAACUUAUUGCCCAACUCCGAAAACAGCAACAGGAACAGACAGGUGGAACAACAUCAUCAUCCGAGAUUUCGGCAUCGUCCACGAAGCCCGAAAACAUCAGCAUUAUCGACAAGAUGGUGAACAACGCCAAGAAGGAAUUCUCCAGCAUGAAAAAGGAAAUGAACAACAAAGUAGAAGAAUUUACAGGCAACAACUCCGCCAACCCCGACGGGACUCCACGUGCAAAACCCCGUUUGACCGAAGCAGAGCAAGCUGAUGCAAACUCCUACAAGUCGGUGCGAGAAAUCGAUGACGCGCGUAUCAUGGCCGAGGACAACCGCAGACGCGUGGAAGAAUAUUCAAGAUACGAGGCCGAGCAGCGCCAGACCGUUAAUUCAUGGCAAGAUAUAAGGAGGAAAGCAAAGGAGGCGGCGGCAGCAGCAACAGCGAAUUCCUCAGGAUCAUCAAAAUCGAGGACGAAAUCAAAGGGGAGGAAGUAG
Molecule: messenger RNA, 1575 nt
Organism: Talaromyces atroroseus
Lineage: Eukaryota; Fungi; Ascomycota; Eurotiomycetes; Eurotiales; Trichocomaceae
Exons: 3
Coding region: 1-1575 (524 amino acids)
Biological process (GO): protein insertion into mitochondrial inner membrane from matrix; mitochondrial respiratory chain complex IV assembly
Cellular component (GO): mitochondrial inner membrane
Molecular function (GO): membrane insertase activity
Source: RefSeq, a predicted model, not a curated record